Asparagus officinalis (garden asparagus) is the source of this 970-nucleotide messenger RNA. Its product is annotated as 50S ribosomal protein L25. Gene Ontology annotation, cellular component: ribosome; cytosolic large ribosomal subunit. Gene Ontology annotation, biological process: translation. The transcript has 3 exons. The record is from RefSeq and is a predicted model, not a curated record. The annotation marks the transcript as partial. Gene Ontology annotation, molecular function: 5S rRNA binding; structural constituent of ribosome. NCBI's taxonomy places the organism in Eukaryota, Viridiplantae, Streptophyta, Magnoliopsida, Asparagales, Asparagaceae.
ACCCCUCUCCACCGCCGCCGCCCCGCCGCCGCCGCCAUCACCACCUCCGACGACCCCCUCUCCCCUCCCUUCCAUUACCUCGACGGCUUCCCCCGCCCCAAAUCGCGCAGGCACGGACCAGCACGCAUCGUGCUCGCGAUCCCGAGGCCGAAAUCGGGGAAGAACAUCGCAGCGAAGGAGAGAAAAGUUGGGAGAGUCCCGAGCAUCCUCUUCGAGCAGGAGAAUGGGCAGGAGGGCGGGAACAAGAAGCUGAUCUCGGUCCAGACGAAGCAAAUCAAGAAGCUUGUCGAUCAUCUUGGGCGGUCAUUUUUUCUUUCGAGGUUGUUUGAGGUUGAGGUUAGGUCGGAGGACGGGGUGGUUCUUGAGAAGAUUAGGGCGCUGCCACGAAAGCUGCAUCUGCAUGCGGGCACUGAUGCUGUUCUUAACGUGACAUUCUUAAGAGCUCCUUCAAGUGCAUUGCUGAAGGUGGAUGUUCCUCUUGUAUUUCGAGGAGAUGAUGUUUGUCCUGGACUUAGAAAAGGAUCUUACUUGAAUACCAUCAAAAGAACAGUCAAGUAUCUAUGUCCUGCUGACAUUGUACCUCCUUAUAUCGAUGUGGACUUGAGCGAGUUGGAUGUUGGCCAAAAAUUGUUAGCGCGAGAUCUCAACGUUCAUCCUGCUCUCAAGCUGCUAGUUUCACCAGAUCAACCAGUUUGUAAUAUUAUGGGAGCAAGGGCAUCAGACCAGCAGAAGAAAUCGAAGUAGCUGAUACUGAUAUGAGAGAAGCUUGCAGUCCACUGCCUACAUUUUGGAUAAACAUAGAAUGAAUGUUCUUUAAUCUUCCUGUGCUCUUUAGAGAUGUUAAUACUAUAUGCUGACAUUCCAUCAGCUAUCCGAUUCAUGUGCCUUUUAAGUUUUUGCAUGCUUUGGGCGGUAAAUAAAUGCUUUUGUCGUUGAGAGUUUUAUUUGGUUUUUGUUUAACCUUUUUUCA